CUCUAUAGCCCUGACUGUCCUGGAACUCACUCAAUAUAUCAGGCUGUUCUUAAACUCACAGAGAUCUGCCUGCCUCUGCUUCAUGAAUGCUGGGAGUAAAGGUGUGUAUCACUCUGGUCCAUAUCUCAGGUUGGUUCUGAACUUUCUAUCCUAAGCUUUCGGAGCCACUGCGAUCACACACAGGCUGGAGUCACUAGGCCUGGUCAGGUGCCUUACUUUUCUUGGUCAUUUUAGGCAUUUGGAAUAUUGUUUGCGUCAAAUGCAUUAUAAAUAAAUAAACAAAUAUUUGUUAAGGAGAGCAAUGUGUCUGAAUGAGGCCAGUAAAUCAGAGAUGGUCCCUGCCCCCUGACAAAUCUAGCAUGUUUUGUUUUCUUGUUUUAUGAAUUAGGGGUCCAUCUACUGGUCAUAGGUGGGAAAGCAUUCCAGGAAAGGAGUGAAAAAAAUAUAAGUAAACCAGGGCAAAGUGGGUGUAAUCCCAGAACUCAGGAGCCUGAGGCAGAAGGAUCAAGAGUUCCAGGCCAGCCUGGGGUAUAUAGUGAGCUCCAGGCUAGUAUUGGCUCCACAGUAACCCCUAUCUUAAAGAAUAUCAGAAGCAGAGGAAGAGCAGCCCCAUUUGUUCAGUUACCUCAGUCCCUGUUCUGAAAGUCUUAGAAUUAUUCCCAGCUCACUGGAUAUGGUGCCCCCUGCUGCUAAUCCGAGCACUUGGGAGGUCUAGACAGAAAAAUUGUGGAGAAGGUCGGCUUAAGGCAACCUUGCUCGGGCAACCUUCAUCGGUGUUUUAUGUUAACAAACUAAAGAGGAGGGAAUCUCAACUUUUAAAAGUCUCAGCUGGGUAGUGGUGGCACAGGCCUUUAAUCCCAGCACUCAGCAAGCAGAGGAUGGCGGAUAUCUGUGAGUUGAGGUCAGCCUGAUCUACAGAGGAAGAAGAAGUUCAAAGACAGGCUCCAAAGCUUCACAGAGAAACCCUGACUUGGAAAGCGAAGCGAACGGCUGGAGAGAUGGCUCAGAGGUUAAGAGCAUUGCCUGCUCUUCCUAAAGGUCCUGAGUUCAAUUCCCAGCACCCCACAUGUUGGCUCACAACCAUCUGUAAUGGGGUCUGGUGCCCUCUUCUGGAAGAAUAGGAAGUAAAGAGGAGGUAGAAGAGGAAGUAGAAGUAGAGGAAGUAGAAGAGGAAGUAAGAAAAAGGAGGAGGAAGAAGAGGAAGUAAAGAGGAAGUAAGAAAAAGGAGGAGGAAGAAAGUAGAAGAGGAAGUAAAGAGGAAGAAUGUAGAAGAGGAAGUAGAAGAGGAAGUAAGAAAGAGGAUGAGGAAGGAAGUAAAUAAAGAGGAAAAAGAGGAAGUAAGAAGGAAGUAAGAAAGAGAAGGAAGAAGAGGAAGUAAGAGAGAGGAGGAGGAAGUAAGAAAGAAGAAGAGAAGGAGGAAGAAAGUAGAAUAAGAAGAGGAAGUAAGAAAGAGGAAGAGAAAGAGGAAGUAAAUGAGGAAGAAGAGGUAGAGGAAGUAGAAAGGAAGAAGAGGAAGUAAGAAAGAGGAGGAGGAAGAAAGUAGAAGAGGAAGUAAAGAGGAAGAGGGGGAAGUAAGGAAAGAGAGGGAGGAAGAAGAAAUAAAGGAGGAGAAGGAAUUAGAAGAGAGAGGUAGAAGGAAAUAAAGGAGGAAAUAGAAAAGGAGAAAGGGGAAAUAGAGAAGGAAGUAAAGGAGGAAGAAAGUGGAGUAAGAGGAAUAGGAAAUAGAGGAAGUAGAGAAGAAGAAUAGAGGAAUAGAGGAAGAAGAAGACAAUGUCUCCAUAAGAUUAUACUGAAAGCAAGGCUGUAGGACAUUUUCUUAAUUAGUGAUUGUUGCAGGAGGGCCAUGUGUGCCUGGACUGGUGGUUCUGGGUUCUAUAAGAAAGCAGGCUGAGGAAGUCAUGGAGAACAAGCCAGUAAGCAGCACCCUCCAUGCCUCUCACCAGCUCCUGCCUCCAGGUUCCUGCCACGCCUGACUUUCUGUCCUGAAUUCCUUCCGUGGAAGUAUAAGCCAACUAAAUAAAUCCAUCCUCUCAAAUUUGUUUUUUGGCCGUGGCGUUUCAUUGCAGCAAUAGAAACCCUAAGACAGCUACCCAUUGUAUUUCAGAACAACCUGGAUUGCUGAGUGGGAUCCUGUCUCCCUGGGUAGGUCUGGUGAACAAGACUCAAAGGAUCAGGACCACAGGCUUGAAAAGAGCUUUUCCAGCCCCCUACGUGUCAACAGACUUUUGAUCUAUGUUAACCUGAUGCUUUUUUACAUCCUGUAAAGUUGCCUCUCAUCCUUGAACUGUCUCUGCCUAACCCUGUUCCCGGCAGAUUUCCACAGGACCACUACAGUCUCCAGCCCUGGCUUCCAUUUCCAGUGCUGGGAUUUCCCUCUGCUUACUGGGGACAAGUCACUUGUUAUUUCUGAGACUCAGCUCUCUCCUCUACAAACUAGGAGAUAUUAUUUCUAUCUUCUACACGCAUUGUAAGGAUUACAGGAACUAGCCACAGCUAGCGGUCCAUAAUAAGUAGUUGGCAGGUGCUAAUUUCCACUCAAUGGCUUUCACUGCAGUUUCUUCCCUAGCUCUUGGGGGCCUCUGCUGGAAAUCAGAUCUUCAGGGUUCCCGGAGCCGAUUAGUUUUGAGUGCCACUUAAUCCUGGUCAUUCUUCCGCAAUCUGAGCCGUGAAAGGAUAGGGUUGGUAUAGUUCUACAACCUAAAUCCUGAUAGGAACAGGCUUGAUAUAAAUCCAUGGAAGCAGCCAGGUUCACAGGUAAAUGCAGGAUGGAGUUCCAGGCUGAAGCCAAGCUGCUGCUGCUGCUGCAGCUGCUGUGGGUGACAUGCUGUGGACACGCACAUAUAAGAGUGGAACGAUAUGCAUCCAUCAUUGAUGUGACCAACGGCGGGACCUGGGGUGACUGGACCUGGCCUGAGAUGUGUCCUGAUGGAUACUUUGCCAGUGGGUUCUCCAUCAAGGUGGAGCCCCCUCAAGGCAUUCCUGGAGAUGACACAGCUCUGAACGGGAUCCGACUGCACUGUACUAGAGGGAAUGCAGAGCAAAACACGCAUGUUGUGGAGUCCCAAUCUGGAAGUUGGGGCUCAUGGAGCGAGCCUCUGUGGUGUCCCGGCAGGCACUUCCUAGUGGCAUUCUCUCUUCGGGUGGAGCCGUUUUCAUUUCCUGGGGACAACACUGCGGUGAACAACGUACGCUUCCGUUGCUCAGAUGGUGUGGAGCUGGAGGGGCCUGGGCUGAGCUGGGGAGAUUAUGGAGAUUGGAGCGACUCCUGUGUCAAAGGUGUCUGUGGCUUGCAGACCAAAAUCCAGAAGCCUCGAGGGCCGCGUGAUGACACUGCACUUAAUGACGUCAGGAUAUUCUGCUGUAACAGCUGACGCUGUUGCCGCCGGCCACUCUCCCACUGGACCCUGCCAGUACUGUGCCUCUUACUAUUAAAGCUUCUUGGUCUUGGU
Messenger RNA from Alexandromys fortis (reed vole), 3449 nucleotides. It is a transcript of the gene Vmo1, whose product is annotated as vitelline membrane outer layer 1 homolog. The record is from RefSeq and is a predicted model, not a curated record. The coding region runs from base 2733 to 3371 and encodes 212 amino acids. Lineage: Eukaryota; Metazoa; Chordata; Mammalia; Rodentia; Cricetidae. The transcript is spliced from 3 exons.